AUGUUAUCAUUCGGGAAGGUCCAAUGUGGUUCCGAAACUGUUUCCAAGAGGAAGAGUCGCGCGCACCUCACACCGCCUCAACAGACAGCUCGACACAGAAAACAGACACUCAUGGCCAAACUGAGUGACUCUGGUUUUGAAGAGGAUUUGAUUUCCUCUCCUGCUCGGAGGAAAGUGUCUCUCGUUGACUCAGACGAAGCAGAACCUGCAGCUGGACAGCUGUCCAACUGGUACCUUCAGUAUGGAGACGUCGGUUUCAAGAUCCAGAGAGAGCAAGAGGCGCAGUUUCACCCCUGCAGCAGUCUGGCACAGCAGCCACAACUGACUGCAGAAGCUCGCUGUAAGCUGGUCAGCUGGCUCAUCCCCGUCCACAAACACUUCCGCCUGUCCUUUGAGUGCUGCUGCCUGACUGUGAACAUCAUGGACCGGUUCCUGGCGUCCACUCCGGUUGCUGCUGACUGCUUCCAGCUCCUUGGUGUCACUGCACUCCUCUUAGCCUGCAAACAGGUGGAGGUGUGCUCUCCAUCAGUCAGCCGCCUGCUGUCGUUGUGCUGUGACGCUUUUACUAAGGAGCAGCUUUGCAACCUGGAGUGCCUUGUCCUCCUCCGCCUGAACUUCCGCCUCGCUGCACCCACCCUGGCCUUUUUCCUGGACUAUUUCACCAACUGCAUUGGUGCUGCUUGCCUUACAGUUCUCCAGAACAGUAACAAUGACAGUUGUUUAAAAGUGAAUCUGGGACAGUGCAGGAAAUUUGCACAAAAAGUGUGUGAGCUGACACUGGCAGACUACGCUUUUAAUAAAUACCCUCCAUCUCUGACUGCUGGCUGUGCUCUGGGACUCGCCUGUGAGGUACUGAGAACUGAUGCCGAACAGCUGCAGAACCAAGACAGUUUCAGAGACGAACUACGCUCACAAUCACUUUCUGUCCAAUCACACAAAAACUGUUCUGAAGGUGAUUCUUUGGCAGCGAUGGACUACUUCCUGUCUCCAAGUCAGGAAAGUUACAACUGCACUCUAAUGCAGGAAUGCAAAGACAACCUGAAGCUGUUGGUGUCUCUAAACCAGGAGACUCUUGAAGUGAUGGCAACCAUGUAA
Messenger RNA from Nematolebias whitei (Rio pearlfish), 1095 nucleotides. Its product is annotated as cyclin-O. The transcript is spliced from 3 exons. Gene Ontology annotation, cellular component: cyclin-dependent protein kinase holoenzyme complex; cytoplasm; centrosome. Bases 1 to 1095 code for a protein of 364 amino acids. NCBI's taxonomy places the organism in Eukaryota, Metazoa, Chordata, Actinopteri, Cyprinodontiformes, Rivulidae. Gene Ontology annotation, molecular function: cyclin-dependent protein serine/threonine kinase regulator activity. Gene Ontology annotation, biological process: regulation of cyclin-dependent protein serine/threonine kinase activity; mitotic cell cycle phase transition. The record is from RefSeq and is a predicted model, not a curated record.